AAACCUAUUUUCGUAGAAGAAGAAGAAGAGGCGGAAGUUGUUACAUUGUAACGGAGCGCCUUUCUUCAAAACACAACUGGGUGAUUUGCUGACCCACAAAUUUUACUACAAUGCCUCUGUCCACUCAGUCCCAGGCCCAAGAUGAACAAUACGUCUUAGUGGCCAGUUUGGAUAAUGCUCGCAAUCUCUCCAACAUCCUGAAAGCUAUCAGCUUUAAAGACCAUGCCAUCUUCAGUGCCACUACCAACGGCCUGAAGGUCACAGUAGAGGACUCAAAAUGUCUGCAAGCCAAUGCCUUCAUCCAGGCUGAGAUCUUCCAAGAGUUCACCAUACGGGAAGAUUUGGUGGGUUUUCAGGUCACACUCACUGUUCUGCUGGACUGCCUCAAUAUCUUUGGAGGAAGCACAGCACCAGGAGUGUCAACAGCCUUGCGGAUGUGCUACAGGGGGUAUGGUUAUCCUCUGACCUUGUUUCUGGAGGAGGGUGGUGUGGUGACUGUUUGCAAGAUCAAAACACAAGAGCCAGAAGAGCCAAUUGAUUUUGAGUUCUGCAGCAGCAAUGUCACAAACAAGGUGAUCCUGCAGUCAGAGAGUCUGAAGGAAGCUUUCUCUGAACUGGAUAUGACAAGUGAGGUGCUACAGAUCACCAUGUCCCCCAGCCAGCCAUACUUUAGGUUGUCAACAUUUGGGAACUCUGGAAAUGCUCAUUAUGAUUAUCCCAAAGACUCAGACAUGAUGGAGCUGUUCCGAUGCACCAAGACACAAAUCAACAGGUACAAGAUGUCGCUGCUGAAGCCGACCACCAAAGCCCUGGCUUUGUCCUGUAAAGUCUCUGUGAGGAUAGACAACAGGGGCAUCCUCUCUCUGCAGUACAUGGUCAGGAAUGACGAUGGACAGAUCUGCUUUGUAGAAUAUUACUGCUGUCCUGAUGAGGAGACGGAUGACGAGUGAUAACAGCCCAUCUGUUAAACUCCCCUUUCACUAAGCACCUUAACUUCUGUGGUCGCCAGUUGCUGUUUGACCAAAUGGUGACAUUUAUGUUACUGGACUUGUGGAAAGAUGCUGCUACCUAC
Molecule: messenger RNA, 1072 nt
Organism: Monopterus albus (swamp eel)
Lineage: Eukaryota; Metazoa; Chordata; Actinopteri; Synbranchiformes; Synbranchidae
Gene: rad1
Product: RAD1 homolog (S. pombe)
Exons: 7
Coding region: 111-950 (279 amino acids)
Biological process (GO): DNA repair; DNA damage checkpoint signaling
Cellular component (GO): nucleus; checkpoint clamp complex
Source: RefSeq, a predicted model, not a curated record